Humulus lupulus (European hop) is the source of this 5649-nucleotide messenger RNA. RefSeq lists its product as uncharacterized. The record is from RefSeq and is a predicted model, not a curated record. Gene Ontology annotation, biological process: proteolysis. Gene Ontology annotation, molecular function: aspartic-type endopeptidase activity. NCBI's taxonomy places the organism in Eukaryota, Viridiplantae, Streptophyta, Magnoliopsida, Rosales, Cannabaceae. The transcript has 2 exons. Bases 868 to 1875 code for a protein of 335 amino acids.
UUAUUUUUAUAUUUGGGAUAAAUUAUCUGGUCCAUUAUGUACUGUCCAGUACUCUGCAGAGAAUGUAGAUAAAUAGCUUUUUUUUUGUUAUCACCUAUAGAUAUAGGUUGUUGAUGAGCUUGAUCUAAAUUUCAUAGGAAAACAUGAAAAUAAAGCAAUCAUCAUUUUGUUUUCGAAAAAUUCUGGUUGUUAGUGAAGUACUAUUUAGCUGUAUAUACACUGAUAGACCUCCUCUAACCUUCGUGUACACUCGAAGGGGUAAGAAAGGAAAUGCAAGUGGCUGAGUUAGUUAUGUGAGAGGGUAUUGUAUGGGGAAAGGUACAGGGCUUAUAGUGUACCGAUGAGUAUUAGAAUAAGGAGGGUGUUGAGUUAGAAAGGGGUGUGGAAAAACUAGUGAUUGUAAUCAGCUUGGGGAGAGACCCUGGUUCUCGAAUUCCAGGAGGUUGAAUACAAACAGAUUUUUUCUUCCUAUUUCUCUGUGUUUGGCCACUAUUUGAUAUGUUUUGACAGGAAGUUCCUAUCAAAUUGGUAUCAGAGCCACUGCCAUGACACCUAAGAAGGACGUGCUGCUGGAAGCUAUUGAAGAAAGGAAAUGGAUACUUUGAAGUCAGAAUUUGCAUCGAUGCAGAAGAAGAUGGACUUCCUUGUUGGCUACAUGACUCAGAUGCUUCAGGCUUCAGGACAGCCACGAACAGAGGCUACCGCUGCCAGUAACGAUCGACAGAGGAAAGCAGUUGACGCAGAGAUUUCGUCAACAUUGGUACCGCUUGCAUCUGAACCACACCGUACCCCUUAGCCACCGUUACAGUCGGGCGAUGCUGGCACUAUUCCGACAACUAUUAUGGUCGUGAUUACCAACCACCUAGUAUGGAGCUGUCGCUGUUUUCAGGAGACAACCAAGAUGGCUGGAUUUUUCGGGUGGAGCGUUACUUCUUGCUGAAUCGUUUGUCUGAAGCUCACAUGUUAGAAGCUACGAUAAUCGGUUUGGAGGGGGAUGCCUUGUCCUGGUUUCAGUGGGAAAACCAAAGGAGACCGAUUACCUCAUGGAUGACCUUGAAGACGUUACUGUUGAGGUUUCGCACAGUUCCGGUGGGAUCCACGACGGAGGAGUGGUUGUCGGUGACUCAAGACUCCACCGUGAAAGAGUACUGUGUGAGGUGGGAGGCUUUGGCAUCUCGGGUCCCUGGUGUACCCGAGCGAAUACUGGAAGGGAGCUUCGUGAAGGGUUUGAAGAAGGAGAUCAAGGGUCCCUUGCACAUUCUGCAGCCCGUGGGCCUGGCCCAGAUCAUGGAGACAGCCCAAAGAAUAGAGGAAGUCCACCAGUUAGUAGCGACGGGCCCUCACCCAAGGUUAUCUUGCCCAAAGUCGAUACCCAACCCUAUCUCAAUACCCUGUUUUCCUUUAUCGUGGGUUUCCUCCAAGUCGUCCUCCACAAUGCCAUCCGCGACACUGUAUACGGCGGCUCCACCUAGCUCCACGACGAUAAAACUGUCUACCCAGCUCAAACAGCCUCCUGUACGCCGCCUUACUGAAGCCGAAUACCAAGAUAAACGAGCAAGAGAUGUUUGUUUCAAGUGUGACAAGAAAUUUCAUAGAGGCCAUAAGUGUGAGCAGAAAUUUCUUCAAGUAAUGUUGAUGAUGGAUGAUGAGGAACCCACUCUUUCUUUUGACUCACCCCCACUUACCCCAAAUUCUUCUGAGGAGGAGGCAACUGAGGAAACAUUAGCUACACUGUCUUUGAACUCACUGGUGGGCAUCUCAUCGACGCACACCAUGAAGUUGGCUGGCAAGAUUGGACAACAACAAGUCACAGUCCUUAUUGAUAGCGGUGCAACACAUAACUUCAUUUCUACGGAGGUAGUCAAGGCUACUUAACUACCUCUUUCGGCCACAAUGUGCUACGGAGUCUUGUUGGGAAUAGGCAGCAAAGUUCAAACUGAAGGCAUUUGUUCACAGGUGAAGUUAGACUUGGGGACACUACAAGUUAUUACUGAUUUUUUGUCUUUGGAUUUGGGAGGGGCAGAUGUAAUUCUUGGAAUCAAAUGGCUAGAGACAUUGGGAAAUAUGCAGGUUGGCAGUCCAUGGUGAUGCAAUUUGAAGUAGCUGGUACUUGGAUCACUCUGCAGGGCGACCUGACACUCUGUAAAUCUCAGAUCUCCCAAAAAGUUAUGGUCAGAACAGUGCAGCAAGAGGGACAAAGGUAUUGGGUUCAUUUAAGCUCGUUAAUGGGCGACACAAAGGGUACUGAAGAGCACGUUUCAGAAGUCGUUUCUGUGGUGCUGCAACAAUACGAUUUUGUAUUUCAUAUGCUAGCGGGGUUACCACCACAACGGGCUCGGGAACACACUAUCACACUUGGAGAAGGAGCGAGGCCAAUCUCAGUUCGACCAGCUAUGCUCAGGUACUAAAGGAUGAGAUUGAGAGGUUGAUGGCAGAAAUAUUGCAAUCUGGUAUUGUGCAGCCGAGCACAAGCCCAUUUUCGAGUCCGGUUCUCUUGGUUAAGAAAAAAGAUGGGAGUUGGAGAUUCUGCAUCGAUUAUCGGGGUCUAAACUGCGAAACGGUGGCUGACAAAUUUCCCAUUUUAAUAAUAGAUGAGUUGUUGGAUGAUUUACAUUGGGCUACUAUUUUUUCGAAGUUGGAUUUGAAGUCGAGUUAUCAUAAAAUUAGAGUUUCACCAUCAGAUGUAAAGACUGCUUUUAGGACUCAUGAGGGGCACUACGAAUUUCUCAUCAUGCCAUUCGGCCUCACUAAUGCACCAGCCACUUUCCAAGCUCUCAUGAAUGAGGUAUUUCGCGAUUUUUUACACAAAUUUGUGCUCGUUUUCUUUGAUGGCAUCCUCGUGUGCAGUCCCUCAAUGGAAGCACAUACGGAACACUUGGAGUUGGUACUUAGUUGACUCCAACAACACCAGCUAUAUGCAAACAAAACAAAAUUUCUUUUUGCCCAAUCGAGAGUUGAGUAUGGUCAUAUCAUCUUGGCAGAUCAGCGGAUCCCGCUAAGCUUAAGGCAAUGGAGGAAUGGCUUAUACUGAAGUCCAUAAGGGAUUUGCGUGGAUUUCUGGGGCUCACAAGGUACUACCGGAAGUUUGUCAGAGGUUUCGGUGCUAUUGCAGGCCCUCUGAUAGACUAAUUACGCAAGGACGCGUUUGGAUGGAAUGCAGAAGCUCAAGAAGCUUUUGAGCAUCUUAAGGCAGCCAUGUGCUCGGUAUCGAUACUAGCACUUCCAGAUUUCUCUACCCCUUUUGUUUUGGAGACUGAUGCAUCGGGGACAGGUUUGGGAGUCGUGUUGAUGAAGCAGCGGCGUCCCAUUGCCUACUAUAGUCAAGUUUUAUCGCCACGGGCCCGUACUAAGUCAGUGUAUGAGAGGGAGUUGAUGGCCAUUGUGUUGGCAAUACAAAAAGUGGCGUCCUUACUUGGAAGGAAAUUCUUAGUGAGGACAGACCAAAGAAGUUUAAAAUACUUACUAGAUCAGCAACUAGUGGCAUCUGAACAUCAAAAAUGGCUCACCAAGCUUCUAGGAUAUGACUUCGAUAUCCAAUAUCGACCGGGGUUAGAAAAUAAGGUUGUUGAUGCCCUAUCACGCAUGCCUCAAGAAAGUGAGCUUGCUGCCAUAUCAGUCCCGACAGUACUUUCCAUUCCGGAUUUGAAGGCUCAUGUGUUGGCUGACCCUCAAUUGUCAAGAGGAUGUGAAAUUGGGACAAGCUAGAGAGGGGUACUCUUACAAUCAAGGGUGUUUGAAGUUCCUUGGCAGAUUGGUUUUACCAUCUUCAUCUUCAUCUCCAUUUAUCCAAUGAUAAUCCAAGAGUACCACAGUGGCAGUAUAGGGGGGCACUCAAGAGUGUUUAAGACUCUCCAAAGAUUGGCUGGUGACCUUUAUUGGCAAGGAAUGCGAAGGGAUGUUCAAAAGUGUGUUGCUGAGUGUGUCAUUUGUCAACGAAGUAAGUACUUGGCUCAAUCUCCAGAUGGAUUACUACAGCCAUUGUCGAUUCCAAGCCAAGUAUGGGAAGAUAUUUCUAUGGAUUUCAUUGAAGGUUUACCGCAAUCUAAUGGGUUUGAUUCGAUAUUUGUCGUGGUCAAUCGCCUCACCAAGUAUGAGCAUUUUAUUGCGCUGCGUCAUCCGUUUUCAGCAACCACAGUUUUUUCUCAGCUUGUUUUGGAAAGAGCUUUUCCGUCUGCAGGGCACGCAUUUGAAGCAUAGUACUUCCUACCACCCACAAUCCGAUGGACAGACGGAGGUGGUGAACCACUGCCUUGAAACUUAUUUACGUUGCUUUGUGAAUUCCAAACCAGCGCAAUGGGCAAAGUGGCUGCCUUGGGCCGAAUAUUGGUAUAACACAUCUCAUCAUUCAGCUGCAGGAAAGACGCCUUUUAAGGCAUUGUACAACCGUGAUCCGCCUCCAUUGAUUCGAUUUGAACUAGCCAGCACUAGGGUGUUGGCCGUGGAGCAAACACUUCAGUCUCGGGAUGAAGUGCUAGAAUUGCUUAAGGUCAACCUUCAGCGAGCUCAACAAAAGAUGAAGGUGCAGGCAGACCGUUAGCGAAGGAGGUAUAUUUUGAAGUGGGCGAUUUGGUUUAUGUGAAGCUUUGUCCUUAUCGGCAGUGAUCCCUUGCUAAACGAAAGAAUGAGAAGCUUGCUCCUCAAUUUUUUGGACCGUUUAUGGUGUUUGCUCUUGUUGGAUCAGCAGCUUACAAACUGCAGCUGCCAUCUAACUCAAGAAUACAUCCGGUGUUCCAUGUCUCGGUGUCAAGGGUGGCUCUUGGACCACAACAGGUGGGUACAGACCUUCCGAAGGAUUUGACCCCUGAUUUGGAAUGGAUGUAGGAGCCGGAACAGGUGCUAGAUGUUCGCCCUGGAACCCAGAAGCAGCAGCCACAAGCUUUGAUUGGGUGGGUGAAUUUACCGAUUUUUGAAGCAACUUGGCAGAAUUUUGAUGUCAUUCAGCAGCAGUUUCCUCACUUUCACCUCGUGGACAAGGUGAGACUUUGGACAAGGGUUAUUGAUAGACCUCCUCUAACCUACGUGUACACUUGGAGGGGUAAGAAAGGAAAUGCAAGUGGCUAAGAGUUAGUUAUGUGAGAGGGUAUUGUAUGGGGAAGGGUACAGGGCUUACAGUGUACCGAUGAGUGUUAGAAUAAGGAGGGUGUUGAGUUAGAAAGGGGUGUGGAAAAACUAGUGAUUGUAAUCAGCUUUGGGAAAGACCCUGGCUCCCGAAUUCCAGGAGGUCAAAUACAAACAGAUUUUUUUUUCCUAUUUCUUUGUGUUUGGCUACUAUUUGAUUUGUAUUGGCAGGAAGUUCCCAUCAUACACAUCGAUGUAUGGCCAAUAAUUCAUUUGGGAUGGAAGGUGUAUCUAUUGCUUAUAGCAAGGCAUAGUAUAAUGAAAUAGCCUAUGGAGUUUAGCACGCUUACUAUAUGAACUUAUUUUUUCCCUCUCUUUUCAGGUUCAAUUUUAACAUGUGCAUUUCUCCUACUCAUCAUUUAAAAUAUUAAGUGUGAGACUGGCCUCUAAUUAGUUACAAUAUUUUCUUUGUUUGUAACAAUGUUCACAUAUAACAAGCAGUCUAUUCAUACGUAAUCCUGACUAGAAUCAAGUUUGAAGAUUUCGUCUAUAUUUUUUUAAGUUAUUAUUUGAGCACUUUUCAAUGAUGUU